Molecule: messenger RNA, 372 nt
Organism: Paramecium tetraurelia
Lineage: Eukaryota; Ciliophora; Oligohymenophorea; Peniculida; Parameciidae
Exons: 1
Source: RefSeq, a predicted model, not a curated record
AUGAAAGUCAAAAUGGAUCCUGCUCAACAAUCGAAACGCAUCCAAGAAGUCAUUCAAAUAUGGAACAACAUCGAUGGGUUGUUUACAUAAAUGAAAUCUACAUCCAAAAUCUCCAAUGCUUAAAUUCAAGAGCAUGCAAAUAACAUUAAUAAAUUACUUAAAUCUCAUCCCAAUUCGAAGUUUCUUGAGACCUUCUUUUCACACUUUGACCAAUUCCAAUCAAAAUUGAAUGAGCACAUCAAUGAACAUCAAGAAUUAGGGAUUCAAGGCGAAAAUAUCUUCAGCAAUUUGGACUCGCUUAAUAGUAAAUUCACUAAGUGGGGAUACGCAUCUCGUCUGGGAUGCACACAAUCACUCAUUAAAUAUAAUUGA